Molecule: messenger RNA, 1146 nt
Organism: Gastrolobium bilobum
Lineage: Eukaryota; Viridiplantae; Streptophyta; Magnoliopsida; Fabales; Fabaceae
Product: 28 kDa ribonucleoprotein, chloroplastic
Exons: 4
Coding region: 60-902 (280 amino acids)
Cellular component (GO): cytosol
Molecular function (GO): mRNA binding
Source: RefSeq, a predicted model, not a curated record
UCACUUAAAAAGAGUUGAGGUGUCCAAACUUUGUAUCAGUUCAGUUUCAUCAUCACUAUAUGGCUGCCACAGCUUCUGCAGGCAUAGCUUCUUUGUUUUCUUCUUCUAUCAACACUGUCAAAUGUCUCCGUACCAAGAACUGCUUCAUAGAUCCUCACAUUUCCAUAUCCUCUAAACUCAUAUUAUCAUCUGUGGAACCUUUGUCCAUUGGUACUACCAUUUCACACAAAUUGUGGGUGCCUAGAAUUUCUGCUGCUGUUGCACAAGAAGAGGUGCUAGUGGAUGCUGAAGAGGAUGCUGAUGCUGGUUUGGUUGAAGAGAAGGACAAGGAAGUGGAAAUAGGAGCAGAAGGAGACACUGAAUCCUCUGUCAGCACUAAGCUUUAUUUUGGGAAUUUGCCUUACAGUGUUGAUAGUUCACAACUUGCAGGGUUAAUUGAGGAAUAUGGUAGUGCAGAACUAAUUGAGGUUCUUUAUGACAAGGAUACUGGAAGAAGUAGAGGCUUUGCAUUUGUGACAAUGAGUUGUAUUGAAGAUUGUAAUGCAGUAAUAGAAAAUCUUGAUGGAAGAGAGUUCUUGGGCCGAACCUUGCGGGUUAACUUCUCUAACAAACCUAAACCAAAAGAGCCCUUGUACCCUGAAACUGAACAUAAGCUUUUUGUUGGGAACCUGUCAUGGUCAGUAACUUCUGAGAGUCUAAUACAAGCCUUUCAAGAAUAUGGAACUGUUGUUGGGGCUAGGGUCUUAUAUGAUGGCGAAACCGGAAGGUCACGUGGCUAUGGCUUCGUUUGCUAUUCAACAAGAUCAGAGAUGGAAUCUGCCCUUGUAUCCUUGAAUAAUGUGGAACUAGAAGGACGCGCAAUGCGUGUAAGCUUGGCUGAAGGGAAACGUUCACAAGGUUAAUAGAAAAUUGGGAAGGUUCUUUGAUGUUCAAAAAUGGUGCCAAAGAAAUGAGAAGGGAAUGCCCCUAUACUUACCAUGAUGCACUUGCUUCAGUUUGCUGAGGAGUUCAUUUUCAUUUCUUGUGGUGUAUAAAUAGUUUUUUCCCAUUUUCAAAAGACUAGCUGAUCCAAAUGCUGUUAUAUUUUGUGGUAACAUUUUUUUUUUCUUGGCUAAUACUAACAUUGGCUAUAUAUUGCUUCCUUCC